AAGAAGUCAGGUUCGAAAUCGAAACUUUCCUGCCGUUCAGUCCCGAUGCGAUAAUACAGUUGAGCGGCCGCGCGUCUGUCAGUGUGCUGCGCUCUUUGCUUAACCGUAGAGGGGCACUAGACGGGCAACAGUGUCCGGUGUCCGACGAGCGAUAAAAAGAAAGUCAGCUGAUUGGAUGCGCCGCAACCGGCAGAGUUGUUAAUUCGGCAGUUGGCGUAGUUGCGCGGAUUCUUAAUCAACAUGACGUCGAAACAAAACGGCGUCGAUGAGGCAAUUGCCAUGCCACCACAAGUGGUGGGUCCCCGAGUGGGAUGCUUGUAUAGGAUAGUAAAAUUCUCAACCGUGUACUGGCGGGCGUUGGUAGUAUUUUUGGCUCCCUUCAUUGCGGCGGGAGUUUUCACGAUAGACACGUCCCCCGCCUACCGAUGUAUGUACGUGGUGCUGAUCAUGACGAUGUAUUGGGUUACGGAGGCGAUCCCGCUGCCCAUCACAUCGAUGCUGCCGAUGGUGCUGUUCCCACUGCUGGGAGUGCUGGAUACCGACAGGACCUGCAUGAUGUACAUGAGGGAGACCAUGCUGAUGUUCAUCGGCGGUAUCAUCAUUGCGCUGGCUGUUGAGUAUUGCAAUCUGCACAAACGUGUGGCGCUUAAAGUCAUCUCCCUGAUUGGCUGCAGUCAGAGGAGGCUGAACUUCGGACUGACUGCGGUAACCAUGUUCGUGUCGAUGUGGAUCUCGAACACGGCAGCGGUUGCCAUGAUGUGUCCAAUCAUGCAGGCCGUGUUGGAAGAGUUAGAAUCGCAAGGAUUGUGUCAAAUGUACGAACGACCAAAAAAGACCAGCGAGGAGGAAGGAAUGCUCGGUAACGAGAAGCAAUCUGAUGAACCACGAAAACCAUCGAAGACGACCAUCUGUUACUUUGUUGGAGCGGCUUACGCAUCCACCCUGGGAGGCUGCGGUACCAUCGUUGGGUCCGGUACUAAUCUCACCUUCAAGGGUAUCUACGAAGGACGCUUCCCGGAUGCACCGGGCAUCGACUUCCCGAAGUUCAUGUUCUACAACGUUCCCGGAAUGUUGGUCUACACCUUCCUGACGUGGGUCUAUCUGCAGUGGCUGUACAUGGGCAUGUUCAGGCCAAACAGUCCCGAAGCCAAGGCCGCCGAGAUUGGAAAGGAGGGUGAAGCCGUUGCACGUCGCGUUAUCGAAACCCGCUAUAAGGAACUGGGACCGAUGUCGUCGCACGAAAAGAGCGUUGCUUUCCUGUUUUUGGUUGCCAUUGCCUUGUUUUUCAUGCGAGAACCCGGUUUUAUCACCGGUUGGGCGGAUUUGUUGCCAGCUGUCAAAAUCAAGGACGCUACCCCGGCGAUGUUUAUUGUAAUCGUUCUGUUCAUGAUUCCUGCCAACUGGAGGUGUUUCAAGUUCUUCCGAAGAAACCCCGGUCGUCUACCCAACGAAGCCACCCCUGGUCUGAUCACCUGGAAGUACAUCAACCAGAAGGUACCAUGGAGUCUAAUUUUCCUGCUGGGCGGUGGAUUCGCCCUGGCAGAAGGUGGAAAAGUCUCAGGAAUGUCCGCCCUACUGGGUCAGUCAUUGUCCGGACUGAAAACAUUGCCUCCUCUAGUGUUGCUGUUUGUGGUGUGCCUUACUGCUCAAACGCUGACCGAGUUUACAUCCAAUGUUGCAAUCUGUAACAUCAUGCUACCCGUGUUGGCUGAAAUGGCUAUCGCCAUCGAAAUACAUCCGCUGUAUCUCAUGCUCCCGGCGGCGUUGUCCUGCAGUUAUGCCUUCCACAUGCCAGUGGGAACGCCACCGAAUGCCAUUGUGGCCGGCGUGGGAAAUAUUGCCAUCAAAGAUAUGGCAGUUGCCGGCAUUGGGCCAACGAUAUUCACACUCAUCGUAGUUUGGGCCAGUUUCCCAACGUGGGGAGCCAUCGUGUAUCCGGAGCUUGCCUCCUUCCCGGAUUGGGCUCGCCCUUCGAACGUUACAGCGAACUGACGAGCGCGUAAAAUUUAACGUACAUUAAUUUAGUUGUUAAUCAUGUUAGAAAUCAAAAUUGAGAAAAGUGAGGAUAUUGCAGUGCAAUGUGUAGUACAUUGAGUUUUAACCAAAUUCUGUGCCAAAAAGUCAAUUGUAGGCAUGUACCAUAGGAAACGAACGUGACUAAGUGGGACUAAUUUAUUGAUGAAAUAAUAGAUUGAUUUAGACCUUCGAACAAAGUGGAAGAUUCAAAAUUGAUUGCCUCAAGGACUAAGUAUAGUAUAUCUAUUUUUAGAUGUUUCUAUCUAAGCAAAAUAUCUGUGACAUAUGAAGCUAACUAUCUUUAGAACUAUUCAAAAUAGAUAAUCAUAUUCAGUAGAAAGACACCGCUUGAAUCACCUUCAGAAAUGCAUUCAAAUGUGGAUACACUUAACAAUGUCACAAAAUAGAUCCUUAGGCAUCCAUGUAUAAGCAUUUUAGGCAAAAAAAUGGCUUUAGGGAACUUUAUGCACCGUGAAAAUGUUUCACACGCAGUUCUGCAUAAAAGUAUUUCAAUUCACGAACUGAACGAAUCGAUAAUCCAAUAUUUUCUACGCCAUAUUUUGCAUAACCACCGUGUCUUAGAAAUAGCAUGCAAUCAAACUGUCUUCCGUUGAAACAUGCAUGUACUCAAAUAAUUUCACUUACAGUUUUAAUAGUCUAUUGACACGAUAAGCAUCGGUACCAGGUAGCUGUGAAGACACUUACGAAACUUACUUACUUAAAAUGGUACAUAAAGCAAGUUAGUAAAAUUCUAGAGACAUGAGUUAGAGUUGUAACAAUUCUAUGAGGAUUUAUAAUAAAACAUAAAAUCAA
Molecule: messenger RNA, 2829 nt
Organism: Armigeres subalbatus
Lineage: Eukaryota; Metazoa; Arthropoda; Insecta; Diptera; Culicidae
Product: protein I'm not dead yet-like
Exons: 9
Coding region: 241-1992 (583 amino acids)
Biological process (GO): transmembrane transport; citrate transport
Cellular component (GO): membrane
Molecular function (GO): citrate transmembrane transporter activity; succinate transmembrane transporter activity
Source: RefSeq, a predicted model, not a curated record